GAGGUGACGUGAGCCAGGACCUCUCAGAUUCGCGGCGACCACACGUAUUACGGCGCUCGUUGCCCACCGAAAGAGCUCCCAUUCUCUUUUUGCAGUCUCUUUCUGGUGUGGUCGUGUUUGUCUUUGCUUUGAGUGCGUCUGCCGGUUGAGAAGUGUGGACGCCAUCGAACAGCAUCAUGGAUAAGCAAAUGUUUAAUCUAAAGCUGGCGGUCAAGCAGCUAGAGCGCAUGGCCAAGAAGGCGGAGAAGGAUGAAAAGUCGGAGCGCACCAAGAUCAAAAAGGCAAGCGAGCAGAUGUCAUCCGGCUUGCUGGGCGCCAUGGAGAAGGGCAAUCAAGAGAAUGCCCGCAUUCAUGCCGAAAACGCGAUUCGCAACCACAAUCAGCACACCCAGUUUCUGCGCAUGUCCGCGCGUGUUGAUGCCGUGGUGCAGCGCGUACAGACAGCCAUCACCAUGCAAAAAGUGUCCGUUUCCAUGAAGGGCGUCGUUAAGAGCAUGGACCGUGCCAUGAGCGCCAUGAAUCUCACGCAGCUGAGUCAACUGAUGGAGAAGUUUGAACAGCAAUUCGAGGACCUUGAUGUUCAAACGGCCGUUAUGGACGGUGCCAUGUCCUCCACCACUGCACAAUCCAUGCCUCCGGAUCAAGUGGAUGCGCUGAUCAAUCAAGUCGCCGAUGAGCAUGGGCUCGAGCUUGGAGAAGCAUUGGGGUCAGCGCCCACCGCUGCCCAGCAAGCUGCCGCCGAACAGGACGACCUCUCCCAGCGACUGGCGCGCUUGCGCGAACAGUGAUUGCAUGCUGGCUCUCCUGUUCUUCAUCCAUGGUCAAAUGUCUUUCCCACCUUUGUUCUGUUACCGGUGCAUCCCGGCUUGUGUGCCGUGUGCUAUCAAGGGUUGCUCGGAUCACACCGACCAGCCCAGUGCCUGCCCCUUAAGCUCCUCCUAAUCCAUCCAAGAUGGCUCC
Monosiga brevicollis MX1 is the source of this 960-nucleotide messenger RNA. RefSeq lists its product as uncharacterized. The transcript has 7 exons. The record is from RefSeq and is a predicted model, not a curated record. Bases 177 to 788 code for a protein of 203 amino acids. NCBI's taxonomy places the organism in Eukaryota, Choanoflagellata, Craspedida, Salpingoecidae. Gene Ontology annotation, cellular component: ESCRT III complex; multivesicular body. Gene Ontology annotation, biological process: protein transport; endosome transport via multivesicular body sorting pathway; late endosome to vacuole transport.